GCUGCGAGAUCGCCCAGGCCGCAUAUCUUCCCCGCGCUAAUAGCAUCGUGACGAUUUCCAAGGUUGCCAACAUGGCCAGCUUGCCAUUCUAUCGAGUAGGGAUCACGUGAAAACAUACCACACCUCAACGCCUGUCACUGCUUACACCUUGUCUUGAUCUGCAUACGUGUAGCAUUUUCUUAGUAUGGCGUCGUCAGCGUCGCGCCUUCCGCCUCUGCCACUACCAGACGGUAUCGUCGAGAACUACGUCUACUGCCCCUCCAAUGGCCUUACUUUUCACACACUCGAAGCUGGCUAUACUCCGCAACGCGAUAAGCCUCUGAUAAUUCUAUGUCAUGGCUUCCCAGAACUCGCCUUUUCUUGGAGGAAGGUCAUGGUGCCUAUCGCUGAGGCAGGCUAUUAUGUGGUAACCUUUGAUCAGCGAGGAUACGGGCGGACAACUGGCUGGGACAACUCUUCCUACUCCAACACAAACUUAUCGCAGUUUGCUCUGACCAACGUGGUUCGCGAUGUCGUGACCCUGGUCAAUGCUCUGGGUUAUCGAGAGGUCAAGUGCAUUGUUGGCCACGACUUUGGUGCCGUCACUGCAAGCAUGUGUGCUUUGAUGCGUCCGGAUUUCUUCAAGAGCGUUGUCAUGAUGAGUCAUCCUUUCAAAGCGCCCGCGCUCUUGCCAUUCGACAUAGCCCACGGUGACGGUGAGACUGACGGACACGCGCCACAGCCGGACAUCCACGCUGAGCUGGCAAAUCUGCCUGUGCCGAGGAAACAUUACAAGUGGUACAACAGUACCAAUAGAGCUGCAGGCGAUUGGCUAAACCCAAGCCAAGGAUUGCAUGCUUUUCUCAGAGGGUAUCUUCAUGUCAAGUCAGCUGACUGGAAAGAGAACUCGCCUCACCCUCUUAAGAGCUGGACGGCUGAAGAGAUGGCUAAAGUACCCAACUACUACGUUAUGCCGUUGCACAAGUCAAUGCCUGAUACCAUUGCUGACAUGAUGGUCAACCAAGAUAGCUCGGCAACCGAACGGUGGAUGCCUGAUCGGGAUUUGACAGUCUACGUCCAAGAAUGGUCACGAACAGGCUUUCAAGGUGGCCUCAACUACUACCGAGUUACCACUGAUCCGAAUAAUAUGAGAGACCUCCACCUGUUCGCGGGCAAGAAGAUCGAAUGUCCGAGUACCUUCAUCUCAGGCGCUAAGGACUGGGGCAACUAUCAGCAACCUGGGGCCAUCGAGGCCUAUCCCGAGUCAUGCUCCGACUUUAGAGGGGUCCGGUUCAUCCAAGGUGCAGGACAUUGGCCUCAACAAGAGCAGCCGGAGAGUGUUGUUGAAGAAGUACUAGGAUUCAUUCGCUCUCUUUAAGUGGGUUGCAGUUGCGACGUGUACAGAUGUCUGCAGAUACAUGCGAUCCUAUCGAUUUAUCAACUCUUGCGUCUCCAUAUUACCUGUAUUGUUUCGGGCUGAAUCCAGCCACCUACUAAGGGCAUCCCUUCCACAUCGGCUCAUCAUCUUGUUGAGGUCGCUACGCCGCCACGCCGCAAUUCCUUCUCAUGCUUCUCAGCAAGAGCUGCUGUCCGGUCGCUCCCUAUUGCCCGGCAUUCGGGCCCGCAGCCAGAUCCGUAGUCAAGCACUGUCGGUAUUGUGGUAUUAGGAAGCUCUAUAGUCGAGAUCCACUAUUAUCACACGCUAAGCUACGCAAUGCAACGUCAGUGAUACAUUAAGACACCACAAACGGCGCAAAACGUCAAGCCAAACGCUUAUCCAAUUUUGCGCAGGUUAUUUCCACU
This is a messenger RNA of Alternaria alternata, 1782 nucleotides long. Its product is annotated as alpha/beta-hydrolase. The transcript has a single exon. The coding region runs from base 185 to 1357 and encodes 390 amino acids. NCBI's taxonomy places the organism in Eukaryota, Fungi, Ascomycota, Dothideomycetes, Pleosporales, Pleosporaceae. The record is from RefSeq and is a predicted model, not a curated record. Gene Ontology annotation, molecular function: hydrolase activity.